Bolinopsis microptera is the source of this 1810-nucleotide messenger RNA. Its product is annotated as septin-2-like. Bases 2 to 1285 code for a protein of 427 amino acids. Lineage: Eukaryota; Metazoa; Ctenophora; Tentaculata; Lobata; Bolinopsidae. Gene Ontology annotation, molecular function: molecular adaptor activity; GTPase activity; GTP binding. Gene Ontology annotation, cellular component: microtubule cytoskeleton; septin complex; cell division site. Gene Ontology annotation, biological process: cytoskeleton-dependent cytokinesis; intracellular protein localization. The record is from RefSeq and is a predicted model, not a curated record. The transcript is spliced from 11 exons.
GAUGGUUGUAAGGUCUGAUAAUCGCUCAGCUCACGUUAAGGUUCUUCGUUCUCUGGGACAAGAUGGAAGGACACUGCCCCUACAAGGACAUGUAGGGUUCGACUCCCUCCCCGACCAGUUGGUUAACAAGUGUGUUAACCUUGGCUUUGACAUGAACAUACUCUGUGUAGGAGAGACUGGUAUUGGUAAAUCAACUCUCAUGGACUGUCUCUUCAAGGCUAACUUUGAUGAUACAGUACACUCGCACAAGUCGCCGGGUGUCGAGAUCUCAGAACACAUUUACAACUUGAAGGAGGGAAAUGUGAAGCUGAGACUUGCUAUUGUGGACAGUGUGGGCUACGGGGACCAGAUCAACAAGGAGAACAGUUUCAAGCCACUAGUUGACUACGCUGACGAGCAGUUUGAGAACUACCUCCAAGAAGAGCUGAAGAUAAAGAGAGAUCUGGUUACCUUCCACGAUAGCAGGAUACACGUGUGUCUCUAUUUCCUCGUCCCUACUGGCCACUCUAUUCGCUCUCUGGAUCUAGUGACAAUGAAGGCGCUGGAUAAGAAAUGUAAUAUAAUUCCUAUCAUAGCCAAGAGUGACACCGUCAGCAAGUCUGAACUGGACACCUUUAAAGCUAAUAUUAUGGAGGAGUUGAGAGCAAAUGAUGUUGAGAUCUACACAUUCCCUACCGACGAUGAGACAGUGGCUGAUGUAAACAAGGAGAUGAACGAAAUGAUGCCAUUCGCAGUUGUUGGGUCACGUGAGGACGUUAAAGUGGGUGAGAUAACAGUACGAGGGAGGGAGUACCCGUGGGGUGUGGUAGAGAUUGAGAACGAACAGCACUGUGACUUUGUGAAGCUCAGAGAGAUGCUCAUUAGGACCAACAUGGAGGAUCUUAGGGAGGUGACACACAGGAAACACUACGAGUUGUACCGACGAGGUAAACUGAAGCAGAUGGGUAUCACUGACGAUGGCGCUCAUCCAGUUAGUCUACAAGAGACGUACGAACAGAAGAGAGCGGAGCACCUCGAGGAGUUACAGAGAAUAGAGAAUGAAAUGAGACAGAACUUUGUUAAUAAAGUCAGGGAGAAGGAUCUAGAGCUCAAGAGGAACGAGAAGGAGCUGGCUGCUAAGUAUGAAGGUCUGAGGAAAGAAAACAACGAGGAAAAGAAGAGAUUGGAUGAGGACAGAAAGAAACUUGAGGACGAUUUAGCUGCAAUAAAGAAGAAAAAAGAGGACUUGGAGCGAGCUACCGCCGAACAAGCCAACGGACAAAACACCAAAUCUAAGAAGAAAUAGAUUACAACUAGCUUUAGACCUUUACAUUGCAUGCAAAAAAACUUGAUAAGGCACUGAGUUUCUAUUAUUUUAGCAAAAAGAGACAUUCCGAGAUAAAAUUACGUGUUUAUAAGUUUAUAUGUUACUGUGAACUGUUCAAGCCAUGCUGUUCGAUACAUUGUUUGUUUCUAGUUGUAGAAAAUAGAAUAAUUAAUGAAUAUUGAGCAGAUUGUUAGAUAGUGAUAAUUAUUGAAAUUUGUUUGAAAUCGAUUUUUAAAUUUUUCUAUCAUUCAUUCAAUUCAAUUUGACGUAAUAUUAUCUAUCGGACAUAUUUUCAAACACGCUCCCUUUUUACGUGCAAAAACGGACAUUUUCUUGAAAAAGAAUAAGUUUUGAGUAUUUAAUAAUUAUCUAAAAAUUAUGAAUUUAAACAAAUUGCAUUCCGUUAAACAAUCCCAUGUAAGUUAACCUGUUAACUGUAGUAUUUGAGAGUUGGCUUCCUAAAUGUUGCUAUUUCGUUCUGUAUAUUUUAUUUUCUUACACUUA